AUUCCAUUUGAAACUAAGUACUCUCUGAUACAAUUCUUUUCACUUCUCAACUACAUAAUUUCUAUAUUUCUAGCUAGCAAACUCUUUUUCUUCUCUCUCUCACUGCGCGCGCAUGCCUGAAGUCAGACACUGGUUAGAACAUUGUCAGUAUAUCUUCUCUGAAAUAAGGCUCUGGAAGAAUUACAUUCGAGGCAACAAAGAAAAGAAAUGUGGAAACUUGUACUCUCUAAAAGCAAUGAUCCAUGCCUCAAAAGUGUAAAUAAUCACAUUGGUAGACAAUUUUGGGAGUUCGACCCAAAUCUUGGAACAACUGAGCAACGAACUCAAAUUGAAAAACUUCGCCAAGAGUUUUACAAGAACCGGUUUGAAGUUAAACAUAGUUCAGAUCUGCUCAUGAGACUUCAGUUUGCAAACAAGAAUCCAUGUGAGAUGAAGUUAUCACGGCUGAAAGUUGGAAGUGAAGAAGAAGUAACUAAGGAAGCAGUGGAAACCACAUUGAGAAAGGCCCUAAGGUUCUACGCAUCCCUCCAAGCUGAGGAUGGGCACUGGCCUGGGGAUUAUGGUGGCCCCCUUUUUCUUAUGCCUGGUUUGGUUAUCAGCUUGUCUAUCAUGGGAGCCUUAAACACAAUAUUGCCACAAGAGCAUCAACUGGAAAUUUGUCGUUACCUAUAUAAUCAUCAGAAUUUCAAUGGAGGUUGGGGAUUACAUAUAGAAGGGAGCAGUACCAUGUUUUGUACAGCUCUUAACUAUGUUACUUUGAGAUUGCUUGGAGAAAGGAUGAAUGGUGGAGAUGGAGCCAUGGAGAAGGCAAGAAAAUGGAUUCUUGAUCAUGGUGGUGUCACGCACAUUCCUUCAUGGGGGAAGUUUUGGCUUUCGGUACUUGGUGUUUAUGAAUGGAGUGGCAACAAUCCCCUACCCCCAGAGAUAUGGCUCCUACCUUACUUUUUUCCCAUACACCCAGGGCGUAUGUGGUGUCAUUGUAGGAUGGUGUACCUACCAAUGUCAUAUUUAUAUGGGAAGAGGUUCGUGGGGCCAAUUAAUGCUACCAUUUUAUCAUUGAGAAGAGAGUUGUAUACACAUCCCUACCAUCAGAUUGAUUGGAACCAAGCUAGAUACCUAUGCGCUAAGGAAGAUUUGUACUACCCACAUCCCAUGAUACAAGACAUCCUUUGGGAUUCUUUACAUAAGAUUGGGGAGCCUCUUCUCAUGCGAUGGCCUUUCUAUAGGCUAAGAAAAAAGGCACUAAGCGUGGUAAUGGAACAUAUUCACUAUGAGGAUGAGAAUACAAAAUAUAUCUGUCUUGGACCAGUAAAUAAGGUACUAAACAUGAUAUGUUGUUGGGUGGAUGAUCCAAAUUCAAUGGCAAAUCAGCUACACCUCUCAAGGAUCAAAGAUUAUCUCUGGGUGGCUGAAGAUGGAAUGAAAAUGCAGGUUUUCUAUCAAGGUUACAAUGGAUCCCAGUUAUGGGAUGUUGCUUUUGCCGUCCAAGCAAUUCUCUCUACCAAUCUGGUUGAUGAAUAUGGUUCAAUGCUUAAAAAAUCCCAUGAGUUCAUUAGGAUCUCACAGGUUAGGAAUGACAGCUCAGGCAAUCUUAGCUUCUGGUACCGUCACAUUUCAAAGGGUGGGUGGCCUUUCUCUACCCCAGAUAAUGGUUGGCCUGUAUCAGAUUGCACUGCAGAAGGUUUAAAGGCAGCACUCGUGCUAUCGCAGAUGCCAUCUACCCUUGUUGGAGAAACAAUAGCAGUAGAUCAGUUAUAUAAUGCAGUUAAUUUUAUUCUCUCUCUUCAGAACAACAAUGGAGGCUUCGCAUCAUAUGAGCGCACACGAUCCUACACAUGGUUGGAGAUGAUUAACCCAGCUGAAACAUUUGGAGAUAUCAUCAUAGAUUAUCAGUAUGGAUCAUGGGGAGUCUGUUAUACUUAUGGGACAUGGUUUGGGAUAAAGGGGUUGGUGUCUGGUGGAAGGACCUUCCAAAACAGUUAUAGUAUCAGAAAAGCAUGUGAUUUCUUAUUAUCCAAACAAGUUGAUUCUGGUGGAUGGGGAGAAAGCUGCCUUUCAUGCCAAAACAAGGUUUACACAAAUAUAGAAGGAAACAAAUCACAUGUAGUAAACACUGGAUGGGCUAUGUUGGCUCUCAUUGAAGCUGGGCAGGCCGAGAGAGAUCCAACCCCAUUGCAUCGUGCUGCAAAAGUAUUAAUUAAUUCCCAAAUGGAAAAUGGAGAUUUUCCACAACAGGAAAUUAUGGGAGUGUUCAACAAGAAUUGUAUGAUAAGUUAUUCUGCCUACAGAAAUAUCUUCCCUAUAUGGGCCCUUGGAGAGUAUCUCAAUCGUCUAAUAUUGCUUUAAAAUGAAACUUAUAAAUGUAAAAAUUAUAGUCUUUGCUGAAGUAUAUGUAAACAGUUGUAAUAAAUGUGUUACACAUAUUCAUAUCCUUAACCUAACCAUGACAUGUUAAUAGAAAACUCCUUUCCUUACUUAAUUCAUUCUCAA
Molecule: messenger RNA, 2490 nt
Organism: Camellia sinensis
Lineage: Eukaryota; Viridiplantae; Streptophyta; Magnoliopsida; Ericales; Theaceae
Source: RefSeq, a predicted model, not a curated record